Lodderomyces jiufengensis is the source of this 2094-nucleotide messenger RNA. RefSeq names its product ATP-binding cassette permease (gene MDL1). The transcript has a single exon. The record is from RefSeq and is a predicted model, not a curated record. Gene Ontology annotation, molecular function: ATP binding; ABC-type oligopeptide transporter activity; ATP hydrolysis activity. The coding region runs from base 1 to 2094 and encodes 697 amino acids. Lineage: Eukaryota; Fungi; Ascomycota; Pichiomycetes; Serinales; Debaryomycetaceae. Gene Ontology annotation, cellular component: membrane. Gene Ontology annotation, biological process: transmembrane transport.
AUGAUAUUGAUGAGGAGACAGUUGAGUACUACUGGCUUUAUACCGAGAAGUUUUAUCAAAGGAUUUGUGAAACCUCGUGUAAAUUGCAUUAAACAAAUACCUAGAACAAAUUUCAAGCAUGCAUCAAUACUACUAAAUCAACUACGAUUUAAUUCAACCACCUCAAAAUCUACAACACCUUCAAUCAACAAUACUUCAAAUGAUACGGUAACUAGUACUAUACCCAUAGAUGAAGCAGUACGGAAAGAAGAUUCACACCUAUUCAAAGAUAUAAUAAAGUUAUUAAGACUAGCCAAACCAGAAUCUACUUUAUUAGUAUUUGCAUUAAUAUGUCUAGCAAUUUCAGCGGCAACUUCAAUGUCAAUACCUUUAAUUAUUGGUAAAAUAAUGGAUACAGCAAAACCAUUGGGCUUUAAUAAAGAUGAUGAUGACAAAGAUAAAGAAAAUACAAAACAAGAUUCAAAUUCAGAUGAUACAUUAAUAUUUGGACUUACGUCGACACAAUUUUAUUCCUCAUUAGGAGUUUUAUUUUUAAUUGGAUCAGCUGCAAAUUUUGGUAGAGUUUAUUUAUUAAGAACAGUUGGAGAAAAAUUAGUUGCAAGAUUAAGAUCAAGAUUAUUUUCCAAAAUAUUAGCUCAAGAUGCUUAUUUUUUCGAUAUUGGACCAAAUAAAACUGGUAUGAAAACUGGUGAUUUAAUUUCAAGAAUUGCUAAUGACACUCAAAUUAUUUCUAAAACUUUAAGUUCAAAUAUAAGUGAUGGAAUGAGAAGUAUUAUUUCGGGUGUAGUUGGGAUUUCAAUGAUGUGUUAUGUAUCUUGGAAAUUAACUUUAUGUAUGAGUUUAAUGUUUCCUCCUUUAAUUCUUAUGUCAUUCUUUUAUGGACGUAAAAUUAAAGCAUUAUCAAAAUUAAUUCAAGAAAAUAUUGGUGCUUUAACUAAAGUUACUGAAGAAAAACUUAAUGGGGUUAAAAUUAUUCAAUCAUUUGCUCAACAACAAUCAAUUGUUCAUGGAUAUAACAAGGAAAUUAAAAACAUUUUUGAUAGUUCAUUAAGAGAAGGUAAAUUAUCUGGUAUAUAUUUUUCAGUUAAUGGAUUUAUUGGAAAUGUUACGAUGAUUGGAUUAUUAAUUAUAGGUACUAGGUUAAUUGGAAUGGGUGAAUUAACAAUUGGUGAUUUGUCAAGUUUUAUGAUGUACGCUGUUUAUACUGGUAGUUCAGUAUUUGGAUUAGGUAAUUUUUAUACUGAAUUAAUGAAGGGUAUUGGAGCUGCAGAAAGAAUUUUUGAAUUAAUUGAAUAUAAACCCAAAAUAUUAAAUAAUAAAGGUUUAAAACUGAAAAUUAAUGGUGAUAUAAUAUUAAGAGAUAUAGAUUUUUCAUAUCCUUCUAGAUCUGAUAAAAUUUUUACAAAUUUAAAUUUACAUAUAAAAGAAGGUGAAAAUGUAUGUCUUGUUGGACCAUCAGGUAGUGGGAAAUCAACUGUAAGUCAAUUAUUAUUAAGAUUUUAUGAUACAGAUGGUGGAGAAAUUAUAAUUGGGAAUGAAAAUCCAAUAGAAAUUAAAGAUUUUAAUUUAAAUAAUUAUAGAGAACAAUUGGGUUAUGUUCAACAAGAACCAUUAUUAUUUAGUGGUACAAUAAAGGAUAAUGUUAUUUUUGGUAAACAAGAUGCAACAGAUGAAGACAUUGAAAAAGCAUUACAAGUAAGUCAUUCAACUGCUUUCAUAAAUAAUUUACCUGAUGGUUUAAAUACUAAGAUUGGAUCAUCAACAUCAACUCAAUUAAGUGGAGGACAAAAACAAAGAAUAUCAUUAGCAAGAACAAUAAUUAAAAAUCCAAAAAUACUAAUAUUAGAUGAAGCAACAUCAGCAUUGGAUUCAAUAAGUGAAGAACAAGUUAUGAAAAAUUUAAUAGGAUUAAAUAGAGAAAAAGGUAUAACAAUAAUUUCAAUAGCUCAUAGAUUAUCAACUAUACAAAAUAGUGAUAGAAUUAUAGUUUUUAAUCAAGACGGUGAAAUUGUUGAAGAUGGUGAAUUUAUAAAUUUACAUAAUAAUCCAGAAAGUCAAUUUAAUAAAUUAUUAAAAACUAGUGACUUUGAAUAA